Molecule: messenger RNA, 721 nt
Organism: Daphnia carinata
Lineage: Eukaryota; Metazoa; Arthropoda; Branchiopoda; Diplostraca; Daphniidae
Exons: 2
Coding region: 71-601 (176 amino acids)
Source: RefSeq, a predicted model, not a curated record
UAAGCCAUUCAGUCUGUGCUGUUUGUCUAGCACCUUGCUCUUCCUUAGCUGCUCUGCAUUAAAAUUCAUCAUGAUAAUUCCAAAGUUGGAGCGUAUCGUUUUGCUGGCUGUGUUAUGUCUUCUACCAAUCAUUUGUGCGGACCCUUCUGAAGUGAAUGCAUCAGGACGUAAGAUGCAGCAACGAUUCAUACGAGACUAUCAAGACACGACUGAUGUAGCAGAUCUUUUAGCAACUACAGUUGAACCUGAGUUACCAACUGGAGACUUGCCUACGGUACAAGAAGAAGGAAGGAAUCCUUAUGUAGCAACAGAAGCUGCCCCUGUUGAGACUUCUUCUCCAGAGGCUCUUUUGUUUUAUCCUCCUGUAUCCGUAGAUCAACCUAAAUAUCGUCCAGCUACUCAUUACGCUCCUCCAGCUGAUCCUUCUAGAGGUGGAAAGGUAAGCACUUCCAAACGUCCGUUUGGAUUGGGCGUACCUAAACUGAGGCAGCUUGGCUUCCCUCCGAUAUCAAACACACGAGAAAAUGUGGGUCAGCAAGUGAAUUGGGAAGCUAAAAUUGGCCGAGCUCAUGGUUCAUUUCAUGAAUUUCUUUUGGCUUAAUGCAAAUGAAAAAGCUCUCGUUUAAUUGUUAAAUAUGGGCUGAUGACGAUUGCUGAGCUUUCGUCUUUUUGUAAUACCAACAUCAUAUAGUAACACGAAACAAUAAACAAAUAUCAAAAA